Messenger RNA from Dentiscutata heterogama, 182 nucleotides. The record is from the annotation of a GenBank genome assembly. Lineage: Eukaryota; Fungi; Glomeromycota; Glomeromycetes; Diversisporales; Gigasporaceae.
AAUGAAAGAUUUAGAUUUUAAUGAAACCGAUAUUAAAAAAAUCAGAGAUCAAGAUCUUACCGGUCGGGCGUUUCUUCGAUUAACUGAGGAAAAAUUAACUCGUAAACCAGGUCUCUAUGAAUUAAAACCGAGUCCGGCAGAAUCAAUUAUGGAGUUGGUAGAAGAACUGAAUGAAAAAUUAG